AUGGUGCAGUGCACUCGAUGGCAGUUAUUUGUUCGUAGUAGAAACUAACCUGAGGAUUUUCUGUGGAAAAAUGAGGAGAACCGAACGGUUUAAAAGCCACGAAGAGGAGGACGCGGAUCUGGCAGGUAUCGUGGAUGCAAGGUUCCAGACACUCCUCAAGGAAGGAGGAAACACUUUUAUGGAUUUCAAGUGGCUCCGUCCGGAAUUGCCGUCUUUCUUCGACGAGGAAAAGUUUCACCUCGGUCAGCGGAUGUUUAGCAAUAAUAUUUUCACCAUGAUGAUCGCGAAACUGAGCGGGCUGUUAUGUUUGUUCGCCAUACCCUCGGUCAGAGAUGUUUUAAUCUUCACGAGACAAAGCGGUACUACGUGCGCCGCGUUUCGCAGAUACGUGUCCACCAUUCUUCACACUUGGGUUUGGUACGAGAAAAGACCCGGUGUGCAGAAAGAGUUCAUGGAGUCCCUGAAAAUCGUUAGGAAAAAGCAUUGCGUAGCGUUUCAGAGAAGCUCGGAAGCUGGUCUUAACAGAAUAUCGCAACUGGACAUGGCGUUGACGCAGUUCGGAUUCAUAGGAUUCACCCUUCUCGGCGGCGACUAUCUCGGGGUGAAUAACACUUUCGACGAACUCGAGGGGCUGAUUCAUUUCUGGCGCGUGGUCGGCAGCAUGCUGGGAAUGGAAGACAAAUACAACAUCUGCACCGGAAACGUCCAAGAGACGCGAGCUCUUUGCAGACGGCUUCUCGACAAAGUUUUCCUUCCAUCGCUUGCCAAUACCAACAAAGACUUCGAUAAAAUGUCUCACACGUUGAUAGAAGCUCUCUGGCCGAUGAAUCCUUACAUAGAUCCGGACGCCUUCAUGGCGUUCACCUUCACAUUGGCAUCGACGAGUGCCACCAAUAACAAUCAUUCGUUAAAAAUAGAUACGUCGAAGAUGUCGCCGUACAGCAGAUUCAUGUUCAAUGUUCAACUGAUGACCCACAAAUACUUGCUACCGACCACGUCUUGGUGGUCGUGGUUCUUCAGGGCCUACUUCAAUGGACAAAUGCGAUUGGCUGUUUAUCUAACGGAGUAUUUCCCGUUCUUGGCGUUCUGGAACUACGGUAUAAAAAACUCUUACGUAAAAAUAUAUAAUUAUUGCGUGACGUGAAGUCGAGCUAAGGUAAAAGCACUGGUAGUAGAAACAAGCUUUGAUACUUUUCCUUGACAGAGUCAAGUACCAACCAGGAAUUAUCCUCGAACGAUAUUACUUUAGAAGCAACGACGCUAAUAAUGCUAAUUUUUAUGUUAACUACUGGUGCAAUUACCUUAUGUAUUUCGUUGCAUUACGCAAUCGAAAAUAUGUUACGGUACUUCAUUCACUGAAAGUGUAUGCAAAUUGUUUGCGCAAACAUGUGAGGUCGAACGACCACGAUGUAAAUCGUGAUGAUUCAAGUAACUGCAGUACGCUUUCGGUCCAGUCAUUUCAAACUUUGCUAUCAAAACACUUUUCGAAUGAUGUAAUAUAAGGAAAUUCCCCGACUGGACCGAACUAUUUUUUUACUUUUUUUACUCAGAAUUAGUAUUUUACUGGAACGAAGAAACUCAAUUAAAAUACUAAGGAUAAUUUUUGUAAUUUUUUUUAUUCGCAAGUUCCGAACCUGGAACUUGAUAGAAAAUAGUGUAUGCACAAUCUGCACUAAUGAUAAACAAUGCUCCUACAAACCAAUUCCUUGAUUAUUAAUUUGUUCAUUACCACUAAAGCACUAUAGUGGAG
Colletes gigas is the source of this 1750-nucleotide messenger RNA. RefSeq lists its product as uncharacterized. The coding region runs from base 71 to 1144 and encodes 357 amino acids. The record is from RefSeq and is a predicted model, not a curated record. The transcript is spliced from 5 exons. Lineage: Eukaryota; Metazoa; Arthropoda; Insecta; Hymenoptera; Colletidae. Gene Ontology annotation, molecular function: oxidoreductase activity.